Messenger RNA from Prorocentrum cordatum, 2130 nucleotides. Lineage: Eukaryota; Dinophyceae; Prorocentrales; Prorocentraceae. The record is from the annotation of a GenBank genome assembly.
GGCCGCUCUGGCUCGGGGCCCUGGAGGGCGGCCCCCUCCCCCCGCCCGCGAGGGGGACGCCCCCCUCCCCGCGCACGGCAGGCAGGUCGGCGGCGCCGCCCGCCGCGUCCCAGGCGCCACGAUGGCGGAUGAAGACGGCCCGGUGCCGCCCCGCCGGCUGUCCGCCUUCGCCGUGGAGAAGCUGAGGUGCGAGGAUGACAUCGUGAAGCACAUGGCGAAUCCCAGCUUCGGUCCAGCCUACCUCUGGUCGUACCAGCUAGAAACCCACAGACUCUACGAGGGCCCUAUCGUGACCAUGAUCGUGUUUUCGGCCAUCAUGGGCAACUUCGUCCUCGAGUGCGUCCAGCGUACGCCACCGUUUCAACCUGUCCCGGAAGGGGCGCAAGACCCUGGCUGGCACAUGACCGAGGCCGAUUGGGGCCGCGUGAAUAAUUUCUUCAACGUUGUAUUUCUCGUAGAAGUGGUAUUCCACAUGUAUUCAGAGUGGAUGAACUCAUGGAUGAAGUCACCAGGGAACUGGUUUGAUAUGCUUGUCGUCACGGGGGGGUGUCUGGAGCUGAUGCAGGUGGAACUACCGGGGAUUGACGUCGUGACGAUGCUGAGGACGAUCCGCGUGUUUCGUCUCCUCCGGGCCCUCCGCAUUUUCGGCAAGAUUGAAGCAUUGAGCAAAAUCAUAAAUUCGUUGUCAUCAGGUGCAGGAGGCGUGGCCCAGGCGCUGGGAAUUAUCAUGAUGGUGAUGCUCAUCUACGCGGUCAUCGCGGUGGAUCAGUACUGUGGCCUCUACUGCGAGGAGGACAAGGCGCCGUACAAGAACAUGGAGGAGUUCAGGACCAGCCGGGGGCUCUGCUUCGGGAAAGACUACUACGGCGACACGGGGCGCGCCACGUACACGAUGUUCCAGAUCUUGACCGGCGAGUCCUGGUCCGAGGCAGCAGUGCGGCCGAUCCUCUAUCGGUAUGGCACCUCCACAGAUCCCGAAGAUCAGCUCAAUCUCAUAGGGGCGGCAGUCUUCUUUGUCUCCUUCGUCGUCAUCUGCUCCUUUGUGCUGAUCAACGUCGUCGUCGCCGUGCUCCUCGCUGGCUUCAGCACGAACGACCCCCCCGCCGUGACAUCGGAGGACCAGUGCCGCGACAAGCUGGUGGACGUGAGCCGCCAGCUUCGAGAGGAGAUAGUGCGUGUGCAGAGUCGCGCAAAGGUCGUGAUGGUAAAGCUGAAAGAAGCUCAGUGAGUCCCGGGCACCGCCUUCCCAGGCAGGCGUAAGAAUGGCGAGUUGGCCGGCCUGGGCUCCCUACAGGAGCCGCUGAAAGCGGGCUCGGCGGUUCCAGGCGCUCUCCCCAGCACCCCGGGGCAUCUGGGGCAGGAGUCUCGCCAGCCUCUUGAUAGAGGCGGUUGUGCUGGCCAUGUCAGGGGGGAGGGGGAGGAGGCCAGUGCUCCCAUGCUGGGCCGCGGACGGGUCGACGCGAUCCGAACGGCCAGAGGCAUUUGUCCGCAGGCCGUACUGCAUUUUGUGUUGAGGAGGUCUCGGCCAAAGCUGCCACGAGUGUGCCCUGAAUGCAGCCUCCGGCAAGAGGCCAGCUGAUUGGUGCCUGGCCCUAUUGGGAAGGUCCUCGGCUUCUUCGCCACUGGGAUCCCGGCAGGGUCCUCUCCUUCUGCUUCCUCUCCUUUCCUCUCUCUCUCUCUCUCCCAACCGUCAUGCGGGGGUCCUCCUCCGCCUCGUGCUCCUCGUCCCUCUCCGCAUCCUUCCUAUCAGCGUCCUUCCGCUCUGUCCGUCAGCCGCAGCCGCCUCUCGAGCACGCUUGUCACCCGUCGCGCCUGGCCAGGGUGCUUCCUCGGCCCCACUGCCCCACGCAGGAGGGGAACAAGAGGAGGAGGAUCGGCCACGGGACGUGGCGGCCUCAACGUGCGAGAAAUUCACCCACCGGCGUCCCGGGGCCAAUCCAGCAGUCCUUCGGCGCAGGGGCUCCUGCUGCAGAUCUGCCGUCGUGAAGCGCGCCCGCUGCGCUUUUUCUCCUUGCCGGCGGCGCAGGCACGUGGGGGGGAGGUGGCAAGCUUGCAGAUUCUGCCAACCGGCGAACGGCUUGCACCGGGGUCUACACCUUAGGCGAUGCUUAAGAAAACCUAAGUUUUCGG